AUGCGUGGCAACACCGGAACGCCCUCAAAGCUCCUCUUUUUAUCUCUGAGUGCGUCGGGUCUCCUGGCGGCGCCCUCCCACACGCCGUCCACGCCGCACCUGCAGCAUUUGCAUCUUAACCACUUUACGGCGGCUGAGUCGGAGGCGACAGACGCGGCGUGUUAUGACAGCACCAUUUUUCAUCAUUCCACAUCCUGGUCCAGAGUCGGACUGUGGCCCUCAGACUACAGCGUCUCUGGUGUCCUCUCCUGUCCACUUCUGUCCACUCCUGUCCACUCCUGUCCUCUCCUGUCCUCACCUGUCCUCUCCUGUCCUCUCCUGUCCACUCCUGUCCACUCCUCUCCUGUCCUCUCCUGUCCUCUCCUGUCCUCUCCUCUCCUGUCCUCUCCUGUCCACUCCUGUCCACUCCUGUCCUCCCCUGUCCUCUCCUCUCCUGUCCACUCCUCUCCUGUCCACUCCUGUCCUGUCCACUCCUGUCCACUCCUGUCCUGUCCACUCCUGUCCUCUCCUGUCCACUCCUCUCCUGUCCACUCCUGUCCACUCCUGUCCUCUCCUGUCCACUCCUGUCCACUCCUGUCCUGUCCUCUCCUGUCCAACUCCUGUCCUCUCCUGUCCACUCCUGCACUGUCCUCUCCUGUCCUCUCCUGUCCAACUCCUGUCCUCUCCUGUCCACUCCUGCACUGCCUCACUGUCCUCUCCUGUCCACUCCUGUCCACUCCUGUCCUCUCCUGUCCUCUCCUGUCCUCGUCCUCUCCUGUCCUCUCCUGUCCUCUCCUGUCCUCUCUGUCCUCUCCUGUCCACUCCUGUCCUCUCCUGUCCUCUCCUGUCCACUCCUGUCCUCUCCUGUCCACUUCUGUCCUCUCCUGUCCAACUCCUGUCCUCUCCUGUCCACUCCUGCACUGUCCUUUCCUGUCCACUCCUGUCCACUCCUGUCCUCUCCUGUCCACUCCUGUCCUCUCCUGUCCACUCCUGUUCUCUCCUCUCCUCUCCUCUCCUGUCCUCUCCUGUCCUCCUGUCCUCUCCUGUUCUCUCCUCUCCUCUCCUGUCCUCUCCUCUCCUCUCCUGUCCUCUCCUGUUCUCUCCUCUCCUCUCCUGUCCUCUCCUGUCCUCUCCUCUCCUGUCCUGUCCUCUCCUGUCCACUCCUGUCCUCUCCUGUCCACUCCUGUCCUCUCCUGUUCUCUCCUCUCCUGUCCUCUCCUCUCCUCUCCUCUCCUGUCCACACCUGUCCUCUCCUGUCCACUCCUGUCCUCUCCUCUCCUGUCCACUCCUCUCCUUCAGAGGUUUGUUUGCAGAGGAUAUGCAGCAGGAGAGGACUCCUGUCCUCUCCUGUCCACUUCUGUCCUCUCCUGUCCAACUCCUGUCCUCUCCUGUCCACUCCUGCACUGUCCUUUCCUGUCCACUCCUGUCCACUCCUGUCCUCUCCUGUCCACUCCUGUCCUCUCCUGUCCACUCCUGUUCUCUCCUCUCCUCUCCUGUCCUCUCCUGUCCUCUCCUGUCCUCUCCUGUCCUCUCCAUCUGUCCUCUCCUGUCCUCUCCUCUCCUGUCUCCCUGUCCUCUCCUGUCCUCUCCUGUCCUCUCCUGUCCUCUCCUGUCCUCUCCUGUCCUCUCCUGUCCUCUCCUGUCCUCUCCUGUCCUCUCCUGUCCUCUCCUCUCCUGUCCUGUCCUCUCCUCCUCCUGUCCUCUCCUGUCCCCUCCUCCUCUGUCCUCUCCCUGUCCCUCCCUGUCCUCUCCCUGUCCUCUCCCUGUCCUGUCCCUGUCCCUCUCCUGUCCUCUCCCUGUCCUCUCCCUGUCCUCUCCCUGUCCCCUCCCUGUCCUCUCCUGUCCCCUCCCUGUCCUCUCCUGUCCUCUCCCUGUCCCCUCCCUGUCUCUGUCCUCCCCUGUCCUCCCUGUCCUCUCCCUGUCCCUCCCUGUCCCUCCUGUCCUCUCCUGUCCCCUCCUGUCCUCUCCUGUCCUCUCCCUGUCCUCUCCCUGUCCCCUCCUGUCCCCUCCUGUCCUCUCCCUGUCCACUCCCUGUCCCUCCUGUCCUCUCCCUGUCCUCUCCUGUCCUCUCCCUGUCCCCUCCCUGUCCUCUCCCUGUCCUCCCUCCCUGUCCCCUCCUGUCCUCUCCCUGUCCCCUCCCUGUCCCCUCCCUGUCCUCUCCCUGUCCUCUCCUGUCCUCUCCCUGUCCUCUCCCUGUCCUCUCCCUGUCCCCCCCUGUCCUCCUCCCUGUCCUCUCCCUGUCCCCUCCUGUCCUCUCCCUGUCCUCUCCCUGUCCUCUCCCUGUCCCCUCCUGUCCUCUCCCUCUCCCUGUCCCUCCUGUCCUCUCCUGUCCUCUCCCUGUCCCCUCCCUGUCCUCUCCCUGUCCUCUCCCUGUCCUCCUGUCCUGUCCUCUCCCUGUCCUCCCCUGUCCCUCCCUGUCCCUCCCUGUCCUCUCCUGUCCCCUCCCUGUCCUCUCCCUGUCCCUGUCCUCGUCUCCCUGUCCCCUCCCUGUCCCCUCCCUGUCCCCUCCCUGUCCCUCCUGUCCCCUCCCUGUCCUCUCCCUGUCCUCUCCCUGUCCUCUCCCUGUCCUCUCCCUGUCCUCUCCCUGUCCUCUCCUGUCCUCCCUCCUGUCCCUCCCUGUCCUCUCCCUGUCCCCCCUCCUGUCCCCUCCUGUCCUCUCCCUGUCCCCUCCCUGUCCUCUCCUGUCCCUCCCUGUCCUCUCCCUGUCCCCUCUCCCUCUGUCCUCUCCCUGUCCUCCCUGUCCCUCCCUGUCCCUCUCCUGUCCCUGUCCUCUCCCUGUCCCCUCCCUGUCCCCCUGUCCUCCUGUCCCUCCCUGUCCCCUCCCUGUCCCCUCCUGUCCUCCCUGUCCCCUCCCUGUCCUCUCCCUGUCCCUCCUGUCCCUCCUGUCCCUCCCUGUCCUCUGUCCCCUCCCUGUCCUCUCCCUGUCCCUCCCUGUCCCUCCCUGUCCCCUCCCUGUCCUCUCCCUGUCCCUCCCUGUCCUCUCCCUGUCCCUCCCUGUCCUCUCCCUGUCCCUCCCUGUCCUCUCCCUGUCCUCUCCCUGUCCCCUCCCUGUCCUCUCCCUGUCCUCUCCCUGUCCCCUCCCUGUCCUCUCCCUGUCCCCUCCCUGUCCUCUCCCUGUCCCCUCCCUGUCCUCGUCCUCCUGUCCCCUCCCUGUCCUCUCCCUGUCCCUCCCUGUCCCUCCCUGUCCCUCCCUGUCCUCCUGUCCUCCUGUCCCUCCCUGUCCUCUCCCUGUCCCUCCCUGUCCUCUCCCUGUCCUCUCCCUGUCCUCUCCCUGUCCUCUCCCUGUCCUCUCCCUGUCCUCUCCCUGUCCUCUCCCUGUCCCCUCCCUGUCCCUCUCCCUGUCCUCUCCCUGUCCCCUCCCUGUCCCCUCCCUGUCCUCCUCCCUGUCCCUCCCUGUCCCCCCUGUCCCUCCCUGUCCCUCCCUGUCCCUCCCUGUCCCUCCCUGUCCUCUCCCUGUCCCCCCCUCCCUGUCCCCUCCCUGUCCUCUCCCUCCUGUCCCCUCCCUGUCCCUCCCUGUCCUCUCCCUGUCCUCUCCCUGUCCCCUCCCUGUCCUCUCCCUGUCCCUCCCUGUCCCUCUCCUGUCCUCUCCCUGUCCCCUCCCUGUCCUCUCCCUGUCCUCUCCCUGUCCUCUCCCUGUCCCUCCCUGUCCUCUCCCUGUCCUCUCCCUGUCCUCUCCCUGUCCCCUCCCUGUCCCCUCCCUGUCCCCUCCCUGUCCUCUCCCUGUCCCCUCCCUGUCCCCUCCCUGUCCUCUCCCUGUCCUCUCCCUGUCCCUCCCUGUCCCCUCCCUGUCCUCUCCCUGUCCUCUCCCUGUCCCUCCCUGUCCUCUCCCUGUCCCCUCCCUGUCCCCUCCCUGUCCCCUCCCUGUCCCCUCCCUGUCCCUCCCUGUCCCCUCCCUGUCCCUCCUCCCUGUCCUCUCCCUGUCCUCUCCCUGUCCUCUCCCUGUCCCUUCCUCCCUGUCCCCUCCCUGUCCUCUCCCUGUCCCCUCCCUGUCCCCUCCCUGUCCCCUCCCUGUCCCCUCCCUGUCCUCUCCCUGUCCCCUCCCUGUCCUCUCCCUGUCCCCUCCCUGUCCUCUCCCUGUCCCCUCCCUGUCCCCUCCCUCCCUGUCCUCUCCCUGUCCCCUCCCUGUCCUCUCCCUGUCCCCUCCCUGUCCCCUCCCUGUCCCCUCCCUGUCCUCUCCCUGUCCCCUCCCUGUCCUCUCCCUGUCCCCUCCCUGUCCCCUCCCUGUCCUCCCCUGUCCUCCCCUGUCCCCUCCCUGUCCCCUCCCUGUCCUCUCCCUGUCCCCUCCCUGUCCCCUCCCUGUCCUCUCCCUGUCCCCUCCCUGUCCCCUCCCUGUCCCCUCCCUGUCCCCUCCCAUCCGCCCUGUCCCCCCCCUCCCUGUCCCCUCCCUGUCCCCUCCCCAUGUCCCCCCCUGUCCCCUCCCUGUCCCUCCCUGUCCCCUCCCUCCCUGUCCCCUCCCUGUCCUCUCCCUGUCCUCUCCCUGUCCCCUGUCCCCUCCCUGUCCUCUCCCUGUCCCCUCCCUGUCCUCUCCCUGUCCUCUCCCUGUCCUCUCCCUGUCCCCUCCCUGUCCCCUCCCUGUCCUCUCCCUGUCCCCUCCCUGUCCCCUCCCUGUCCUCUCCCUGUCCUCUCCCUGUCCUCUCCCUGUCCCCUCCCUGUCCCCUCCCUGUCCCCUCCCCAUCCGCCCCUGUCCCCUCCCUGUCCCCUCCCUGUCCCUCCCCAUCCGCCCUGUCCCCUCCCUGUCCUCUCCCUGUCCCCUCCCUGUCCCCUCCCUCCUGUCCUCUCCCUGUCCCCUCCCUGUCCCCUCCCUGUCCUCUCCCUGUCCCCUCCCUGUCCUCUCCCUGUCCUCUCCCUGUCCCCUCCCUGUCCCCUCCCUGUCCUCUCCCUGUCCCCUCCCUGUCCCCUCCCUGUCCUCUCCCUGUCCUCUCCCUGUCCCCUCCCUGUCCUCUCCCUGUCCUCUCCUGUCCCUCCUGUCCCUGUCCUCUCCCUGUCCCUCCCUGUCCCUCCCUGUCCUCUCCCUGUCCCUCCCUGUCCUCUCCCUGUCCUCUCCCUGUUCCCUCCCUGUCCUCUCCCUGUCCUCUCCCUGUCCCCUCCCUGUCCUCUCCCUGUCCUCUCCCUGUCCCCUCCCUGUCCCCUCCCUGUCCUCUCCCUGUCCCCUCCCUGUCCUCUCCCUGUCCUCUCCCUGUCCCCUCCCUGUCCCCUCCCUGUCCUCUCCCUGUCCCCUCCCUGUCCCCCUCCCUGUCCUCUCCCUGUCCUCUCCCUGUCCCCUCCCUGUCCCCUCCCUGUCCCCUCCCUGUCCUCUCCCUGUCCCCUCCCUGUCCCCUCCCUGUCCUCUCCCUGUCCUCUCCCUGUCCUCUCCCUGUCCCCCUCCCUGUCCUCUCCCUGUCCUCUCCCUGUCCCCUCCCUGUCCCCUCCCUGUCCUCUCCCUGUCCCCUCCCUGUCCUCUCCCUGUCCUCUCCCUGUCCCCUCCCUGUCCCCUCCCUGUCCUCUCCCUGUCCCCUCCCUGUCCCCUCCCUGUCCUCUCCCUGUCCUCUCCCUGUCCCCUCCCUGUCCUCUCCCUGUCCUCUCCCUGUCCCCUCCCUGUCCUCUCCCUGUCCUCUCCCUGUCCCCUCCCUGUCCCCUCCCUGUCCUCUCCCUGUCCUCUCCCUGUCCCCUCCCUGUCCCCUCCCUGUCCUCUCCCUGUCCCCUCCCUGUCCUCUCCCUGUCCUCUCCCUGUCCCCUCCCUGUCCCCUCCCUGUCCUCUCCCUGUCCCCUCCCUGUCCCCUCCCUGUCCUCUCCCUGUCCUCUCCCUGUCCCCUCCCUGUCCUCUCCCUGUCCCCUCCCUGUCCUCUCCCUGUCCCCUCCCUGUCCCCUCCCUGUCCUCUCCCUGUCCUCUCCCUGUCCUCUCCCUGUCCUCUCCCUGUCCUCUCCCUGUCCCCUCCCUGUCCUCUCCCUGUCCUCUCCCUGUCCUCUCCCUGUCCCCUCCCUGUCCUCUCCCUGUCCUCUCCCUGUCCCCUCCCUGUCCUCUCAUGCAGAGCAGGCUUGUUGCAGGGCAGGGCAAUCUGA
Molecule: messenger RNA, 6018 nt
Organism: Knipowitschia caucasica
Lineage: Eukaryota; Metazoa; Chordata; Actinopteri; Gobiiformes; Gobiidae
Source: the annotation of a GenBank genome assembly